AAAAUGGACAAUGAUUUUCUGGAAUCUGGUGCAGCUCUAUCAGAAGAAAGAAUGAGCAGGACUAUUUCUUACGAUAUAGAGGAGAGUGAUAAUACUAGGAAGCGCUCUGAAAAAGAUAACUCAACUCAGUGUGUGGUUGUUUUGAAAGGCUUGCCUUUUUCAGUGACAGAUAAUGAGAUUGUCGAUUUUCUUUCGCCCGAUGUGGACGUGAAGGCGUCUCAGAUCGAGAAAUUAUUUCAGAGGGGAAAAUUUACUGGAGACUGUCUCGUUAGUCUUCGAAAUGAGAAAGAGGUGGAUGAAGCAAUAAAGAAACAUCGCAAACAUAUCGGCUCUCGAUACGUUGAAGUGUUUCGCAGUACGGGCGCCGAGAGAGACCGAGUUGCGGGUGGUGGAGGGGACAGGGUUUCGGCGGCUUCCGGUAGGAUGUCGGGAGGCGGCAGACAAUCCAGCGGAGGAGGAGGAGGAGGGGGCGGCAGGUCUUCAACCCAAAACAACUUCGUGCAGCUAAGGGGACUUCCAUUUAUGGUCAAAGAAGCGGAGCUUAAAGCGUUUCUUUCAGGUUGUGAUGUGUUGCAAGACGGUAUUCUGUUCGGUCCGCCUACGAGUGAGGGAUCUCGCAGGGGAUCCACAUGCAACGGGGACGCAUUCGUGGAAUUAGCCACUGAGGAAGACGUGCAAAAUGCUCUGAAGAAACACAGAAAGAACAUUGGAUCCAGGUAUAUAGAGGUGUUUCGCUGCUCGUUCAACGAAGUGGAAAGAUACAUGGAAAGACAUUCAGGUCGAAGCGAGAGACGGAGAUCGCGCAGCCGAGACAGAGAGCCAUAUCCAUCUCAUAGAUCGAGCCAUAAUGUGCCACCGAGACGACGAAGCCCUCCGCCAAUUAUGUUGGCUCGACGCUAUGAGACUGAUAUACCUCGCAUUCCCGAAUACUACCCACCUGAGCCUGAGUUGAGACCGCCAGCGAGGAUGGUUCCGCUAGAGUACAAUGGAGGCUAUGCUCCUUUGGUUCCAGACUCGUCUGCUCGACUGUCAGAGUUGGACAGGCUGGAGCGGCUAAAUGCUGCUCGUGCAAUCGAGUUGGAGAUGAGAAUGGCACACUCCUUGCCACCGCCUGUGUCAGUCCCUCCUCCAAUCUCAGGAGGGGAGUCAUAUGCUGUGGAGAUGGAAGGUUUCCCAUAUGACUGCUCUCGCGAUGAGCUGAUGGAUUUUCUGAGUCCUGCCAGGCCCAGUUACGUAGAAUUUGUCAAAGAUUCAUCUGGAAAAGUUCAAGAAGCCUUCGCAGAGUUCAUGUCACUGCAAGAUUUAGAAGUAGCACUUUCGAAGCAUAGAAAAGUCAUCCGAAGUAGAUGGAUCGCCGUGCGUGAACGUAGAAACGAGAGAGGUGUGCGAGGAGAGAGGAGAGCAGAUCCCCCUAGAAGGGAUAGAUCCCGCUCACCUGUGAGGAGGGAGAGAAGUCCAUAUCGCGAUAGCAGGGACAGAGGAUCUGAUGGCAAAAAUCUGGUCAAACUGCUGGGACUCCCGUACGAAUGCGACGAGCGAGAUAUUGAAGACUUUUUCUCCAAAAUUGGACGACCCUUAACUGUCAAUCUUCGCCGGGACCCGAAUGGGAAAAGCCGAGACGCAAUUGUGGAAUUUGCCACUCGUGAUCAGAUGAAUGACGCUGAGAAAAUGAAUCGCCAAUACAUAAAACAUCGAUAUGUUGAGAUCAAGAGACUUUAAAGAAGACAAGAGGAUAUAUACAAACAGUUCUACUUAAUGUAUCCAUCUUUUGAUUGGCAGCUUGUUUCAUAUAUAUUUUUUGGCUGUUGUGUUGAUGUGAUUAUUUAAUCUUGGAUGUUUUUAAAGAAUAAAGUUUCCUAGAAUCUGAA
Messenger RNA from Symsagittifera roscoffensis, 1868 nucleotides. Its product is annotated as heterogeneous nuclear ribonucleoprotein H2-like. Gene Ontology annotation, cellular component: ribonucleoprotein complex. The record is from RefSeq and is a predicted model, not a curated record. The transcript is spliced from 10 exons. NCBI's taxonomy places the organism in Eukaryota, Metazoa, Xenacoelomorpha, Acoela, Convolutidae. Gene Ontology annotation, molecular function: RNA binding. Bases 4 to 1719 code for a protein of 571 amino acids.